This is a messenger RNA of Oikopleura dioica, 1554 nucleotides long. The record is from the annotation of a GenBank genome assembly. Lineage: Eukaryota; Metazoa; Chordata; Appendicularia; Copelata; Oikopleuridae.
AUGACUUGGAAUCUGAGAAAAGAGACAACGAUGAAGAUUUGCCUUCUUGGAAUUAUCUGCUGCCUGCCUUUUUUGCUCACUAUUUCUGGCAAAUCAAGAUGUUUUGACGCUCGAUACUUCAAGAAAGCAGUCUUUUAUGAAGCAGCAACUUACGAUGAAGUGGCCGAGAAAGUGGAAAAUCUACACUCUUCUGCGAAUGAGCUUACAAGUCGAAUAGACCAGAUGAGCAACGAUACCGAUUGGAAGCUUAUUCCGAAUACCAAAAUCUUUGGUCGUACAAUUGACCGCGUAAAAAGUCUCGAGGAAGCAAAAGAACAGUGCAAAAUAACCGAUGAAUGCAUCGGAAUAACGCGAGAAAAUGGAGGAUUUGAGCUUCGAGUCGGUCCCAAAACAGGCGCAAGUACAAGUGACCAGCAUUCCUGGAUGAUGAGCUUGGAAGAAUGCGAUGAUCCGUUGAAAGAAGAGUUCAUGAUUAACAUCGACCUUCUGGAACGAAAUUAUAAAGAAUUGAGAGGACAGCGGUUUCGCCGACCGGAUGGAAGAUGCAUUUACAAUGCUCAAUUUUCGCACAUCAACAAGCUACUGGAAUUCAACCCUUCGCUCAAUUUUUCGACGCUACACUCUCCAUCAACUUGCAACUUCGACAAUUCCAGCGAAUCAGGAGAAACCAUUCUUUUUGGAAUCAAGUCAAUGCCUGGCGCCGCCGAUUUUCGACAAUCCAUUCGCGACACUUGGCUCAAUCCUGAUCUUUGGAAGCAACUUGGAUUCCAGAUCAAAGUCGUCUUCAUCAUCGGCCUGAAAGGUGACGAAGAUCUGGAGGAAGAGAUGAAAGAACAUGACGACUUGCUGGUCGCUGACUUUGUGGAGAAUCAAUUUGUCAUGCCCUACAAAUUCAAGGCAUUCUGGGCUUUUAUGGAGGAAAAAUGCUCUAAUGCUGAUUUCAUCUUCCAGGGUGAUGACGAUACCCUAGUAGUGCCCCAAAAUCUCAUCAACGAAAUCUCCAAAAUCAAAUUCUCUCCUUCAAUCGAGGCAGUCGGCUGCAAACACGGAGAGGGUGCACCAGCCGUCAGAAAUCCAAAGGACAAAUACUUCAUUCCAGAUCAAAUCUACCCAAAGUCGACUUAUCCGCGCUACAUGUCGGGAGGCGGAUUUUUGACUACUGGUGAAUUCACGAGAGCCCUGGCGAAAGUGGCGAGGGAAGAAGAAAAAGUGAUGCCAUUUGAUGAUACUUUUACUGGGACGCUGAUUGAGAAGAUCGGCAAAACUGAGAACAUGGUUCGAUCGGAAACAAUUUGCAUGGGACUUCAGGAGCAGUUCUCCGUCCACGACACCUGCGCGACCCGGGGCCUGACCAUCACCCACAAAGUCAUUGACAGUGAUUUCAUGCGAUCUGCUUUUGCUGAGCUCAACUCCGAAAAGUUCAAAUGUGAUGCUCUAAAGAUGAAAGCGACUCAAGGAAGACUACGAAGAAAACGAAUCGAGGAGAGAACUGCUUGGGAAGAAAAUUUCAUGAAAUUCAAGGAAGUUAACUUCACUGUGCCAAAUCGAUCAUAA